CGCCUGGAGUGAAGAGUUUCGAUUCCGAGGCGCUGUCGUUUGAUUGGAGGAAAGACCCAGAGGAGCUCGACGCGCUCGGCCGUGGAGGGAAGACAACUACUGAAGCAGCGUUUUAGCCUUUCUUCUGAGAGAAAGACGACGCGAAAUGCAAAGCGUUGCUGUUUCGAACGAAGAAACUUCACAGAACAGGUUUGUCUUGGGUGUAACGUUCUAAGAACAAGUCAAGCAUCUGCGAAAGGUGGCAAAAACAAGCGAGAAAAAGUACCAUGGAGUCCCUCACUUCUAAUUUAGCAGAAGAGAAGAGAAAGCAGCUCUGUGCCUUACUCGGGGAUGUGGAUCUGACCCUUCUCUACAAAGCUUCAGUUCAUGGAUAUCAAACUUCUGCCUUCCACCAGAGAUGUGACCGUCAGGGUCCUACUUUACUUGUAGCUUACAACCGGUCAGGCUACGUCUUUGGUGGAUACACUAGUGUGGAUUAUUCUCAGAGUGGGCAGUAUAUUACAGAUGAUGAAACAUUCAUAUUCAGUUUUCAAGUCAAGAUUGCUCUGUGUGUCAAAGUUAACAGUGGACAUUACGCACGCAUUGAUGACGCUGGAGGGCCUAACUUUGGCCAACAGCUGUACUUUUGCUACAACAACCAACCAGUUGUGUAUAACACAGGAGGGAAUGCAUUCACUGUUAAUGCGGCAACAAUGUAUGGGAACGACACUCAGCUGACAGAAUGUGAGGUGUACAAAGUGAAGCAGGCUUCUCAAGUCAGUACUGAGCAGAAACCUUGGAGGAACGUUCUGUGGACAGCUGAACGAAGAGAAGAACUCAUGGAGAUGAUCAGGAAUUAUAAACCCCUGAUGACGUCUGUGAGUCGAGUCCGAAUCCUAAUGAUCGGUCCUGUAGGUGCUGGAAAAUCCAGUUUCUUCAACUCCAUCAACUCCAUCUUCAUGGGCCGCAUGACCAACAAAGCCAUGUCAGGAUCUGCAGGAACUAGUCUCACCACACAGUUUCGCACAUAUCCAGUAAAAGACGGUCGUGGAGGAAAGCCGUUGCCGUUUGUGUUGUGUGACACCAUGGGACUCGAGGAGCAAUCAGGUGCAGGACUGGAUAUUGAGGACAUCAGCAGCAUUCUUCAAGGUCACGUACCAGACCGCUAUAAAUUCAACCCUGUGGGAUCGUUUCAACCUGAUGAUCAAAAAGCCUCCAGACCUGCAUCUCUGCAGGAGAAGAUCCACUGUGUGGUCUACGUGAUCGACGCCACCAAAAUCUCCCUCAUGUCUGACAAACUCGAGGAGAAACUUGCUUCCAUACGCAGAAAAAUUAACUCACUGGGCAUCGCUCAGAUCGUCCUCAUGACCAAAGUAGAUGAAGCCUGUCCUCUAGUGGAGAAGGACCUUCAAAGCCUCUACGUCAGCGCCUACAUCAAGUCAAAGGUUCAGGAGGUGAGCUCUCGGUUGGGUGUGCCGGUGUCUUGUGUGUUACCGGUGAAGAACUACAGUCAGGAGCUGGAGCUGGAGCUCAACUGUGACGUCCUGCUGCUCUCCGCUCUACAGCAGAUGCUCAACUUCGCAGAAGACUACCUGGAUGAUUCUUGUCAAAUGGAGGAAAAUGUUUUUUAAAAUAUUUUGCUGAGAAGCAUCCAUAUUAUUGCAUUGUCUUUGAACAGAAUAAAGGUGUCUUCGCUAUAUCUCUGCACGAUAAUGUAUCUUAAGCCAUAAAACUGGUGUAUUAGUUAUAUUGCAUGUGUUUAUUGUGUCUUUAGAGCUAAAAUGCUGUAAGAUCAGUUUUACAAAUGAGGACUGCUCUCUAAAUGAAAUGCAGACCUUUCCAUGAGAAAAACAUUGUAGAAUUAGUCACUCCUUACAUUUAAAAGUAAACAUUAAAACCAAUUCUGUAUGGCUUGCUGAGUGCAAUUAAAUAUUAUGACACUGUG
This is a messenger RNA of Puntigrus tetrazona (Sumatra barb), 1924 nucleotides long. RefSeq names its product interferon-induced protein 44-like. NCBI's taxonomy places the organism in Eukaryota, Metazoa, Chordata, Actinopteri, Cypriniformes, Cyprinidae. The coding region runs from base 267 to 1610 and encodes 447 amino acids. The record is from RefSeq and is a predicted model, not a curated record. The transcript is spliced from 9 exons. Gene Ontology annotation, molecular function: GTP binding.